AUGUCUGCUUCUCCAACACAACCAACCCAGUCGGCCAAGCGCCCUUUGGAAGAAGCUUCUUCGCCCUCACGCGCUGGUGAUCAGCCUGAUGCCAAACGACCUGCUCUCGACAAGAACAAGCACGACGACGAUGUUGAGGUCCCCGAAGCUCCCACCGACGUCCCUGCAGAGGACCAUGAUGAUAAGGUCAACGGAGCCCAUAAGUCUGAAGAUGAUGACGAUACCACUUUGGACCAUGCAUCCGACACGAAGGCCGCCGCUGCCGCCACAGUUGCUGCCUCUGCAUCCAACGCUGUAACAUCUGCUGCUGCCCAUGACGAGACCUCAUGGAUUCAUAUUCGCGCUGUUAUCUCGAGCCCGGAGGCAGCUACCGUCAUUGGAAAGGGGGGCGAGAAUGUUUCCAACAUCAGGAAGCUUUCCAAUGCUAAAUGCACAGUCAGCGACUACCAAAAGGGGGCCGUUGAACGUAUUCUUACUGUUAGCGGCAUAGUGGACGCUGUAGCUAAGGCUUUUGGCUUGAUCAUCCGAACACUGAACAAUGAACCCCUAAACGAAUCCUCAACCGCGUCUUCAAAAACAUAUCCCUUACGGCUACUCAUUCCGCAUAUUUUGAUCGGCUCCAUCAUUGGUAAGGGUGGUGCCCGUAUUCGUGAGAUCCAAGAGGCAUCUGGUGCUCGGUUGAACGCUUCUGACUCAUGCUUGCCCAUGUCAAGCGAGAGAUCGCUGGUAGUGAUGGGUGUCGCUGAUGCUGUCCAUAUCGCAACUUACUAUGUUGGCAGCACCCUUCUCGAACAGCUCAAUGAUAGGUUUGGAGGUCCUGCUGCGUCUGCCUACGCAACCCGUAGCGGCGCCCCUGCUGGCUCGAUCCCAGGAGGUAUGCAGGUUGUUCCCUACUCACCCCAACCGGCCUCAGGCCACUACGGACGAAGUGAAAAUUACGGCCGCCACAACGACCGGCGAUCUCACCAUAUGCCACCCGCGCCUUAUCCUCAGCAAUACCCCCAUGCAGCUGCUCAGGCCAACCCUGCCAUGCCUAUGCAUUAUGGCGGUGCUCAGGGAGGGGGUGCAUAUGGCGCAGCUCCCCAUGCCCAACCGCACAUGGCCCCCCAUGCUGGUCCUCAACCUCAUGCUGGUGCUCCCCAAGCUCAGCCCAUGGGCGGUGCCAUCCCCGGCGGGCCUAUCACACAGCAGAUUUACAUCCCGAACGACAUGGUCGGUGCUAUCAUCGGCAAGGGUGGACAGAAGAUCAAUGAGAUCCGCCAGAUGAGCAACAGCGUGAUCAAGAUCAACGAGCCGCAGGACAACAGCAACGAGCGACUGGUGACCAUUACCGGAACGGAGGAAUGUAACCGUAUGGCAUUGUACAUGCUCUACUCUCGACUUGAAUCGGAGAAACAUCGUAUCUAA
This is a messenger RNA of Fusarium mangiferae, 1407 nucleotides long. RefSeq lists its product as uncharacterized. Gene Ontology annotation, biological process: regulation of gene expression; regulation of RNA metabolic process. NCBI's taxonomy places the organism in Eukaryota, Fungi, Ascomycota, Sordariomycetes, Hypocreales, Nectriaceae. Gene Ontology annotation, molecular function: mRNA binding. The transcript has 3 exons. Gene Ontology annotation, cellular component: nucleus; cytoplasm. The record is from RefSeq and is a predicted model, not a curated record. The coding region runs from base 1 to 1407 and encodes 468 amino acids.